Messenger RNA from Eimeria mitis, 4464 nucleotides. RefSeq lists its product as uncharacterized. The record is from RefSeq and is a predicted model, not a curated record. Gene Ontology annotation, cellular component: nucleus. The transcript is spliced from 4 exons. Bases 1 to 4464 code for a protein of 1487 amino acids. Gene Ontology annotation, biological process: regulation of transcription by RNA polymerase II. Gene Ontology annotation, molecular function: transcription cis-regulatory region binding. NCBI's taxonomy places the organism in Eukaryota, Apicomplexa, Conoidasida, Eucoccidiorida, Eimeriidae.
AUGCGCCCCUACACUGCAGCACCACGUGCUGCUGCUGCUGCUGCGGCUGGCUCAGCAGCAGCAGCAACAGCAACAGCAGCAGCAGCAGCUGCUGCUGCUGCAGCAGCAGCAGCAACAAACGAAAAACCUAAUAGACUUGCUGCUGCCAAAGAAGCAGCAGCAAAUGUAGCAGAAGCAGCAGCAGAAGCCUUCAUAAAGGGCGUCUCCCUUCUCGCGGUGAGGAAUCUGCCCGCAGAGGGAGACAGCAGCAGCAGCAGCAGCAGCAGCAGCAGCAGCAGCAACUGCAGCACCACCAGCAGCACCACCAGCAGCAGCAGCGGCAGCAGCAGCAGCAGCAGGAGGUCCCGCUUUCCCUUCAGGCAGCAGCAAAAAGGUCCAGCACUGCAGCAGCAGCAGCACGACGCAGGCAAGUGGCUGCAGGCUUCGCCUUCUCUGCAGCAGCAGCAGCACCAGCAGCAGCAGCAGCAGCAGCAGCAGCAGCAGCAGCAGCAGCAGCGGGAGAAACGCCACACGUUAUGUGUGUUGGAGCGCCUGCUGCUUUUUUCUCACAUUUGUUCGGGGCUGCACCCCGACCUGGCGAGCAGCAGCAGCAGCAGCAGCAGCAGCAGCAAGUGUGCAGCAGCAGCAGCAGGAACAGCAGCAGCAGCAGCAGGAGGGAGAGGAGCAGCAGCACGUGCAGCAGCAGCGCAUGCAUCACGCGUGCUCGGGUGUAUGGUCUCUGUCUUUGCUGCUGAGAUGUGUGCUGUCUUGGCUUUAGUAGAAGCUGAGGCAGCAGCAGCAGCAGCAGCAGAAGCAGCAGCAGCAACAAAAGCAGCAGCAGCAACAAAACCAGCAGCAGCAGCAGCAUGGCUGUCUCCUCCUGUCUUCUUCCGCAUUUGCUGCGCCCUCUGCAGCGACGCUCUCAGGCCUCUCCCCCCAGCAGCAGCAGCAGCAACAGCAACAGCAGCAACAGCAGCAGCAGCAGCAGCAGCAGCAGCAAGAGAUUGCGCGAAUGGUGUCCCCGUUCAUCAUCAUCUUCAGCAGCAACAGCAGCAGCAACAGCAACAGCAGCAGCAGCAGCAGCAGCAGCGUUCUCCCCGCAUAUCUGUACGUCAGCAGCAGCAUCAGCUAUUGGAGGAGCGUCUGCUGCAGCACGAGCAGCAGCUGGUUGCUCUUGCUGCUCUUGGCAGCAGCAACGAAGCAGCAGUAUGUGCUGCGCUGCUGCGGGGCUCGCUGCUGCUGCAGCAGUGGCUCUGCUGCAGCGCCUGGCCUUCUAAAGAAAAAUUUUGGUUUGCUGUUGAAGCAGCAGAAGAUAUGAUGGAGGCUGUACGUACACUGCAGCAGACACUGCAGCGGAGACAGGCAGCAGGUGCAGCAGCAGCACCAGCAGCAGCAGCAGCAGCAGCAGCAGCAGCAGCAGCAGCAGGAGCAACAGCAGCAAGAGGAGCAGCAGCAGGAACGGGAACGAGAACGGGAGCAGGAGGAGUUUAUACGGGCCCUCAGCAGCAACAACAUCAGUUGCUGCUGCUGCUGCAGCAGCAGCAGCUGCUGCUGCAGCAGGAAGAAGUUGCUGCUCUCGAAGCAGCACUAGCGAGGAGCGCGGCGGCCUGGCUGCGGCAGAUCAGCUGCCGCCUGGUUGAGGUCUCAGCCUUCCCUCUUGGCCUCAGCAGCAGCAGCAGCAGCAGCAGCAGCAGCAGCAGCAACAGCAGCAGCAGCAGCAGCAAGGAAGAGGCAGAAGCUUUCCUCAACCUUAGGUCAGAAAUCAGGGAAACCUUGCGCAACUUGUUUGCUCCUGAGCGUCAGAUGGUGUAUCGGCUGCACGACGGCUGCAGCAACUUGUUUGCUCCUGAGCGUCAGAUGGUGUAUCGGCUGCACGACGGCUUUCUUCCUGACUUGACGCAGACAGCCUUCUCUUUGCUGCGGGAGACCCCAGCAGCACUAGCAGCAGCAGCAGCAGCAGAAGAGCAGCAGCAGCAGCAGCAGCAGCAGCAGAGGAAACAGCAGCAGCAGCAGCAGCAGCAGUUGAAGCAGCAGCAGCAGCAGCCAUGGGCAGCAUUUGAAUCUAUACUGCAUGCAGUUGCUGCAGUAGCGCAUGCAGCAGACUGGCGCUGCAGCGGGGCGCUGCAGCAGCUGCUGCUGGGUUUGUUGUCACCAGUAUCAUCAAUCCCUGCUCCAGCAGCAGCAGCAGCAGCAGCAGCUGACGCAGCAGCAGCAGCAGCAGCAGCAGCAGCAGCAGGAAAAGUACCCUGGGUCCUCAGGUCUCACCGCUUGCUGCUGAGCUCCACGCUGCAGCUGAUAGGGGCCCUAGACUGGUGGCUGCUGUCGCAGCAGCAGCUGCUGCCGUCGGUGCUGCUGCUGCUGCAGCAGUCUCUGCUGCUGCCGCAGCAGCACGAGCAGGGGUUCCCCCUAUCCUCCAAAGAAGAUCACCUAGGCUGUGUGUCGCUGCUGAAGCUUUGUGCUGCUGCUGAUGCUGCUGGUGUUUGCUGCUGGCAGCAGCCGCCAGACAGCCCCAUAUCAACGCGCAGCUUCUGCUGCUUCGCGCUGCACCUUGUUGAUGCUGUUGCUGCUAUACCUGCAGCAGCAGCAGCAGCAGCCAGCAGCAGCAGCAGCAGCAGCAGCAAGAAGGAUGCAGCAGUAGAAAGCAGCAGCAAGUGGGCUGCAGCAGAGAAGCAGCUGUGCAUGCAGAGCAGACAUUGUGUUGUUGCUGUUGCGGGGAUGCUGCUGGCUGUCUCCUGUCGUAUACACGUGGCGCAGCAGAUGCAUCAGCUGCUGCAGCAGAAGCAGCAGCAGCAGCAGCAGCAGCAGCAGCAGCAGCAGCAGCAGCAGCAGGACCCGUAUGUUAUUGCUGGAUUGGUUCUCAGCAGACAUAUGGAGAUCCUGCGGGGCCUUGCGUGGCAGCUGCUGCGGUCUAAGCUGCCAGCAGCAGCAGCAGCAACAGCAGCAGCAGCAGCAGCAGCAACAGCAACAGCAGCAACAGCAGCAGCAACACUGCAACAAAGGCUUAUUACUGUUGCUGCAUGCACCUUCGUGCUGCAGUCCCUCGAGGCCUUUCUUGCUGCUAGUCUACACCCCCUCAUAGAACAGAGCGCAGCAGCAGCAGCAGCACAGGACGAGCAUUUGUCUCUUUUGUUUACAUGCUGCAUGCAGGGGUUGCUGCAGCAGCAAUCUGCUGCCAGCAGCUGCCGACAGCAGCAGCUACAACUGCAGCAGCAGCAGCAGCAUCACCACCAGCAGCAGCAACACUGCCCGCUUGUAUUUUCAUCCAUACUCAAACGGCUGGGCUUUUAUAGUGUGCGGCAACGGGCAGCGCGGAGGCAGCAGCAGCAGCAGCAGCAGCAGCAGCAGCAGCAGGAGCAGCAGCAGCAGCAGCAGCAGCAGAUGUUUGGGCGAUGCAGCAGUGAUGAGCUUUUUCUAGGGGAGGUGACUCCGUCAUCUGCAGCAGCAAUAGGAAGAACAACAACAGCAGCAGCAGCAGCAGCAGGAAUAGCACCAACAGCAGCAGCAACUGCUGCUGCUGCUGCUGCUGCUGCUCUCGGUGCCUCUCAUGGCCUCAUGCAGCUGCUCGUGCUGCAUAUAAACGAAUCAGCUCAGACACUGCGCUCCCUGGUUGCUGCAGCAGCAGCACUUGCUGCAGGCAGUCGUCAAGAAAACCAGCAGGGCUGCGCUAUUGAUACAGCAGCAGAGUUGCUGCAACAGCAGCAGCAACAGCAGCAGCAGCGGCAGCAGCAACAGCAACAGCAGCAGCAGCAGCAGAAACACCAGCAGCAGCAGCAGUAUAGUGGUGCCGUUGGCACCUGCUGCUGCAGGUGGAAGCAGCAGCAGCACAGAUUUGCUUUUUUAACCAUUCCUCGGCGUCGCCAGCAGCAGCAGCAGCACCAGCAGCAGCAGCAGCAACAGCAACAGCAGCAGCAGCAGCAGCAGCAGCAGCAGCAGACGCGGGCGUUACACAGAUUUUCCCUUAGGUUACGCUGCAGCAGGGGACGAGGUGUAUUCGCAGCUAGCAGCAGCAGCAAAGACAGCUGCGGGUACUUUCGGGUGUCUCCGCACCUCCUUCAAGUGUCUCCUCACCUCGUUCUAGUGUCUCCUCACCUUUUUCAGGUGUCUCCUCACCUUUUUCAGGUGUCUCCGCACCUCUCUCAGGUGUCUCCGCACCUCAUCCAGGUGUCUCCUCACCUAAACCAAGUGUCUCCUUCUCCUCCCCGCCGCGUUUAUUCAAGUGUCUCCUCACGUCUCUUUCAGGUGUCUCCGCACCUCGCUCAGGUGUCUCCGCACCUCUCUCAGGUGUCUCCUCACCUCUCCCAGGUGUCUCCUCACCCCCCCAACCCCACCCCACACACACCAGGUGUCUCCUCACCCCCUUCAAGUGUCUCCUCAGCUCGUUCAGGUGUCUCCGCACCCCCUUCAGGUGUCUCCGCACCUCCCCCAGUGUCUCCGCCCCCCGCCAGGUGUCUCCUCACCUCCUCUCCCCGCAGCGUAUAUAUAUAG